UUGUUUUCUGUUUUCUGUUUUCGAUAUGAUUUAUUUUUAGACAGCCUCAGACAUGUAGCAAUUUCGUUUCAAAAACCAACCUCAAAUUGGGCGGAAUUAACUACAACGUCAUUCCUGAAGCUUUCGCGUGGGAAAAAUCGAUGGAUUGCUGGUGGUACAACGCUUGUGGUAGGUUACGACGUAACUCAUCCUGGAAAACCUUCGAGAGAUGAAGUUAUGAAUCAUAUGCCUCCAGAGAAACCCAGUAUUGUUGGUGUAAGUUGGCUCUCUGAAUUUUUUUUGUCUAGCUAUGCCGCCCGUUUAGGUAUCUUUCAAUGGCGCAGCCCAUCCCGAAUCGUUUAUCGGAGAUUAUCAUUUCCAGACUCCGCGUCAGGAAAGAGUGAGCUGCAAGUCGACGGUGCUCUGUUGAACGCCAGAUUCAAAUGGAUGCUUGACUUGUUCAUAAAGAAUCGAGGAGUUUGGCCCGAAAGAAUUAUCAUCACUCGCGAUGGAGGGCAAUAUCGCAUGGUGGGUAAUACUUUUGGUGUUUGGACGGUCUGCGACGGAAAUGUAUGGUUCAAGGUGGUGGAAGAUGAGUUGGGCGCUAUAAAAGAGGCAUGUGAGGAAUUUGGGAAUCUGCAUGGCCGGGAGUCGUGGAUCCCUCCGUUCACCGUGAUUGUGGCGACAAAACGACAUCAUGCGCGAUUCUUCAAGGAACACCAUGGAGUUGUUGACAAUCCCUUGCCUGCAACAGUAGUGGACACGGAUGUCGUUAGAAACGACAUAACCGAAUUUUUUAUGCAAAGUCACCGCCCUGUG
Messenger RNA from Cylicostephanus goldi, 798 nucleotides. The record is from the annotation of a GenBank genome assembly. NCBI's taxonomy places the organism in Eukaryota, Metazoa, Nematoda, Chromadorea, Rhabditida, Strongylidae.